UGGUGGUGGGAUGGAUGGAGGUGAGGAAGUAAUUAGAGAAUGGGACAUAGAGGUUGAUCUGGCAACGGAAACUGAAGAGCAGUCAGGUAGGUUGGGGAAUCAAACCAGCUAUUUAUUAAGCAUUUACCAUGUGCCUCUAAGCCUGUUACACAUUAGGGAUACAAAGAAAGACAAAAUAGGGAGUUCAUAUUCUAGCAAGUAAUACAACAAAAAAAGUAUCCGUAAGAUAGUUACAGUGUAAUUGGAAGGUAAUCUCAAAUAAUUCAAAGGUGGGAUUUUUUUUAAACCCAUAUCUUCCAUCUUGGAGUCAAUACUGUAUAUUGGCUCUAAGGCUGAACUCGUAAGGGCUAGGCAAUAGGGGUUAAGUGACUUGCCCAGGAUCACACAGGAAGUUUUUUAAUCCAAAUUUGAACGUAGGACCUCCCAUCUCUAGGCCUGGCUCUCAAUACACUGAGCCACCCAGCUGCCCCUCUCAAAGUGGGAUUUUUAAAAAGUUUUUGUGAUGCUGUCACCAUAAUUUUAGUUAGUAUUUCUCCCCUUCUUAAAAAGCCAUCCAAUAUAACAAUAUUUAAAGAGAAAAUCAGCAUUUCUGAUCAAUAAAUACAUUGAAAGUAUGAAAAUGUGUAUAGUGUACCACAUUUAUGGACUUCCCACCCCUCUGAAGGGUUGAGGUAUCUAAUCAUAUCUUUGGGGCUAUGUUUGUUCUUUGUGAUUUUGCAACAUUAUAAUCAAUCUUGAAUACAUUGUUUCCCUGAUUCUGCUUUCUCUUCACUCUGAGAAGGUGAGAUUUGAGCUGUUUUGAACAAAAGCCAAGGAAACCAGAAAGAUGAGAAGACAGAGAAUUCCAACAAUGGGGGAGAGCCAGUGAGAAGGCAUGGAGUCGAGACAAAGAUCAUUAGGGAGAAACAGCAAGAAGGCCAAGAAACAAUUUUCAAAGCCCAAUCAGGUGGUGAGCAUGGCAGAACAAGAACCUACAGCAGAGCAGCUGGCUCAGAUUGCAGCUGAGAAUGAAGAAGAUGAACACUCUGUCAACUAUAAGCCCCCAGCACAAAAGAGCAUCCAGGAGAUCCAGGAGUUGGACAAGGAUGAUGAGAGCCUUCGGAAGUAUAAAGAAGCCCUGCUGGGCAGUGUGACUGUUUCUGCUGAUCCCAAUACUCCUAAUGUCAUUGUGACACGCUUGACCCUGGUAUGCAGCACAUCGCCUGGUCCUUUGGAGCUAGAUCUUACUGGUGACCUGGAGAGCUUUAAGAAGCAGUCAUUUGUGCUGAAGGAGGGUGUGGAAUACCGGAUAAAAAUCUCUUUCCAGGUGAAUAAGGAGAUCGUAUCAGGCAUGAAGUACAUCCAGCACACUUACAGAAAAGGCGUCAAGAUUGACAAAACUGACUACAUGGUGGGCAGUUAUGGGCCUCGAGCAGAAGAAUAUGAAUUUCUAACCCCUGUGGAGGAAGCUCCUAAGGGCAUGCUGGCUCGUGGCAGCUACAACAUCAAGUCUCGCUUCACAGAUGAUGACAAGACGGAUCACCUCUCCUGGGAAUGGAACCUCACCAUCAAAAAGGAGUGGAAGGACUGAACCUAUGGCCCUAGAGAGGGAGGGAGGGAGGGAGGAAUCCCCAGACAGUGGCCACAGGAGAACCCUACCCUUAAUCUGAACCCCCAUCCAAUUUUCCUUUUCAGUCCCUAAUCCCAUACCAAAGUGCUGACAGGGGAGUCUCCACCCCCACCUGACUAUCUUCUCACACCCCUGGUCUUUCUCCUCUGGAUGGGAGGGAUCCCAUUUUUGUCUUCUUGGGCCCCUUUUCAACCUCCCAGGUGGUUAUCGUUGUUUUUCCUGUUGCUGCUUCAGCCCAGUAUCUUGCUUGGAGGUGGGGGCUUCAGCCAAGGCCUAAACUUCCUUGAAGACCCCAAUUCUUCCCUUGGGCCAAGGGGAAGAGUGUUUGUUCUGGGCUUCAACAGGAAUUUAAAUUCUCUUCCCUCAGCUGCUGCAGCCCCACCAAUCAUGUCUUGUUCCCCUUGGAGGAGGGGGGUGGUACACCACAGAAUCUGGGUAGUGAAGAGACCUCUGGCCCUUCUACUGCCCCUUCUGUGUGGCCAUCUAGGGCCUGUCAGUUCAUUCAUUGCUGUCUGUAACCGUGUAACCAUGAUGCCUUAACAUGUGGAACGUGUGCUAUGUGGGGAGAACCACUCCCCCCCCCCCAAUCACUAACCUCUGGCUCCCCUGUGUCUGCAUGAGCAUGUGGUUCCCUCUCCCCAUCUUCCCUCCACCUUCACUAAUCAAGUGACUUGUAUUGUCUGUCUGUGCUGCUGCCCCUUCUCCCUAGCUUGCCCAGGGUCUCAGCCCUACUCCCCCUUCCAGACCAGGGCUCGAGGAACUGCUCCCAACUGGUGAGAGCCAAACUGCCAAAUCUCUAACUUGUUCUUUCUCUCCGUACCCCAUUCCCACACUCCAGAAGGUUGGGGUUUCUUCACUCUCUGGAGAAGCUCUGGCUUUCCCAUCCUGGUCAUUUCUCUGUGGUCAGGGCAGCUCUCCUACCUGGGGAGUCUCCAGGCCUAUUUGAACAAAGACACCCCUCCUCCCCCAAGGACAAAGCCAAUGGUUGAGCCUUAUUUGUCCCUGGCUGGAGCUCUCAGCCCCUGCCUUGGAAUCUUGUGCCUGGCCUGUCAGUAUGUAUUGCCUUGAUCUGUGCCGACCUAAGGCCCUGCUCAACUGGCCCCUCUUUCUCCCUUGGGAUCCAGGGCCACCAUCCCCAGGUAGGGCCCACCCUCACCCAUAAGGCCUAGCCAAGACAGACAUGGGACCAAGUGCACACAGAUUUGGGAGCUAUGGCUCCUGUGCCUCCCUUCUUUUCCCUCCCUCUCCUACUUUGCUGCCACCAGUCUCUUGGUUUGAUGUCACAAACUCUUGAGGCCCUGGUAACAGGUUUGGAAUUGCCUGGCUACUUCUCCUUUUCAGAUUGGGGAAAUAAACUCAAUAUAGACAA
Messenger RNA from Monodelphis domestica (gray short-tailed opossum), 2978 nucleotides. It is a transcript of the gene ARHGDIA, whose product is annotated as Rho GDP dissociation inhibitor alpha. Lineage: Eukaryota; Metazoa; Chordata; Mammalia; Didelphimorphia; Didelphidae. Gene Ontology annotation, molecular function: Rho GDP-dissociation inhibitor activity; protein binding. Gene Ontology annotation, cellular component: cytoplasm; cytosol; membrane. The record is from RefSeq and is a predicted model, not a curated record. Gene Ontology annotation, biological process: Rho protein signal transduction.